AAUAAAAAACACACGUUUAAUCAAAAGCCGACAUCCUUUGCUCUGGACCUUUGGGAGGGCCCACCGAAACAGAAAAACUGAAACACACCGAGAAAAUCCCGGCCGCAAAGGAGACCCCGCCAGAUUUGGAUCUCUGAUACAACGUUCGACUCUUGCGAACUCGAUUCCGUCUUUUUAUUUCUCUCAAAAAUUUCUGUGGUUUCGAUUUUCUAAUCAUUUUCUUGAAGAUUCAAGCGGCAAGGAGGGCACAGAGAUCCGUCCCCGGCUGGCCAUGGUUAACAGAAGAGGUCAAUGUAGGGAAAAUGCCCUUUUCUUGUAUAAGAGUUUUGGUUUGCUUUUCGGUGCUUUGAGCAUUCCCCCUCUUUAUGUUUAUAAAUGUGCAUUUUCUGGAGGAUUGCUCAAUUACCAAACCGACGAUGCAAUAUUUGGGGUGUUUUCAGUGAUUUUUUGGACUAUUACUCUUAUUUCUUUGCUAAAGUAUGUCCUUGUCAUGUUGAGCGCCGACGACAAUGGUCAAGGCGGUGUUAUUGCAUUAUAUGCGCUCCUUUGCAGAAAUGCGAAAUUCUGUUUGCUGCCUAAUUAUCAGGCAUCUGAUGAGGAGAUCUCCACAUACCGCUACCCCGGUUGUUCCAAUACGAACAUGCCCACUUCUCCAUUGAAAAGGUUUAUCGAGAGACAUAAAAGUUCAAAAACCUGUCUACUUCUUGUAGUUUUAUUUGGAGCUUCCAUGGUGAUUUGUGUUGGUAUCCUCACUCCUGCAAUAUCAAUUUUUGCAUCUGUGGAGGGGCUACAAUUUCAAGCAACGAAUUUGCAUAGUGCUACAAACUCUUCUACACAACCAGGUGUGGUGGUUCUUAUUGCCUGUAUUUUAUUGGUUGCCCUUUUUGUUUUGCAACACCGUGGCAUCCACAAAUUGGCCUUCAUUUUCACUCCAAUUAUCAUCCUUUGGCUACUGUUAAUUGCUGCUGUUGGAAUCUACAAUAUCAUCGAGUGGAAUCCAAGGGUAUAUCAGGCUCUUUCUCCUUAUUACAUUUACAUAUUCUUUAAGAUGACAGGAAAAGAUGGCUGGCUUUCUCUUGGAGGAAUCCUUUUAUGUGUGACUGGAACUGAAGCCAUCUUUGCGGAUCUUGGCCACUUCAGAACAGCACCAUUAAGGGUUGCAUUUUCUUUUGUGAUUUACCCAUGCCUAAUACUUCAAUACAUGGGACAAGCUGCGUUUCUUUCGAGAAAUCUAUCUGCAGUAUCUAUGAGCUUUUUCGCUUCUGUUCCACCUCCCUUAUUGUGGCCAGUACUUGUGGUUGCACCUUUGGCUGCCAUUGUUGCCAGUCAACCUGUUAUCUCUUCCACAUUCUCAGUUGUCAAGCAAUGUCAGGCAAUACGAUGUUUCCCUCGCGUCAAGGUUGUACAUACAAAGAGAAGGAUAUCUGGUCAGAUAUACAUCCCUGAGUUGAACUGGUUUCUUAUGAUCAUCAGUCUGGCUGUCACAAUUGGUUUUCGAGACACAAUUCGUAUAGCAAAUGCUUAUGGGAUUGCAUUUUUGGGUGUUACAAUCAUAACGACGUGGUUGGUAUCGCUAGUCAUCGACCUUGUUUGGCAUCAGAGUUUCAUGCUUUCCCUUUUAUUUUGUGUACUUUUCGGUUCAGUUGAAGCCGUCUACCUUUCAUCUUUGUGCGUGAGAAUCCUCAAAGGUACAUGGCUUCCCCUGGUUUUGUCUGCUGUCUUCUUGGUAGUUAUGUAUGUCUGGCAAUAUGGCACGCAGAAGAAGUAUUUGUAUGACUUGCAUAACAAGGUUUCAAUGAAGUGGAUGCUCACGCUGGGUCCUAGUCUUGGCAUUGUUAGGGUCCCUGGAAUUGGCCUCAUCUACACUGAAUUGUCUACCGGAGUCCCAGCAUCAUUUACUCAUUUCUUAACCAACCUACCGGCUUUUUACCAAGUGAUUGUCUUCGUUUGUGUUAAAACUGUUCCUGUUCCUUAUGUUCCCCAAAAAGAAAGGUAUCUUGUUGGCCGUAUUGGACCCAAAUCUUUUGGGAUGUACCGUUGUAUGGUUCGGAAUGGGUACAAAGACGUCUUUAAAAAUGGGGACGACUUUGAAAUUGAUGUGGUGAUGAGCAUAGCAGAGUUCAUCCAAAUGGAAGCAGAAGGUUCUGGAACCCCUGAAGGCACUGUGGACCGCCGUAUGGCAGUUGUGAAGACAUCUGGGAAGUUUGGCACGGUGUUGGUUAUGGCACAGACUUCUGGCCUUGGAGAAAGCAGCAGUUCAAGUUCUUCAGCGAUUGUGAGCAGUGCCAAGUCUCCCACGCUGCAGAACUUGCAGGCCAACUAUGAGCAAGAAGCACCAAAACUCAACUAUUGGAGGCGGGCUCGGUUUGGAUUGCUGGAUGCAAAAUGCAAAGACUCCCGCCUAAAGGAACAGCUCCAGGAACUUGUGGAAGCAAAGCAUGCCGGGGUAGCAUAUGUAAUAGGUCAGGCAUACUUAAAGGCGAAAUGGAAUUCAUCGUUCUUAAAGAAGUGCGCUAUCGAUGUUGCCUACUCUUUCUUACGCAAGAAUUGCCGCUCUCCCGCUGUUACUCUGAACAUCCCUCAUAUUUGUUUGAUCAAGGUGGGCAUGAACUACAUCGUGUAACGCAAACCUCCGGCAAUACAUCUUCUGAUGUUGCAUAUUUUGGCAGCAAAACUUCCAUCGUGCCUGCUUUUGUCCAGAGCAAAAAGCACUUUUGGUUUGUGUGAAUAAGUUCAGAUUCUUGGUAUGGAAGAUAUGUGUGCUCACUUGGCACAAAGCAUGGGUGGAGGAGGUUCCUAACUUCAUGUCCAUGUCAAGUUGUCUGGUGUAAGUGGUUCCAAAAUAAUUGAAUUUUGCCCCCACAAAAUUUGAAGCCACAUUCUUCGUAUUUCCCCCCGUACCCCAGAGCAUGAUAGAAUUUUCGGAUUUUGCUGUUUCAUUCGAAUCGAUGUUUGUUUACAAUAGGAUUUUCUUUGUUUUUGUUUUUGUUUUUUCAGCUUAAGGGAGAUUGAGAGUUGAGAGUUGUUCAUACACAUUGUGUCAUUCAGAAUUCAUUACAAAACAGAUUCAUUGA
This is a messenger RNA of Pyrus x bretschneideri (Chinese white pear), 3074 nucleotides long. RefSeq names its product potassium transporter 3. The record is from RefSeq and is a predicted model, not a curated record. Gene Ontology annotation, molecular function: potassium ion transmembrane transporter activity. The transcript is spliced from 9 exons. Gene Ontology annotation, biological process: potassium ion transmembrane transport. Gene Ontology annotation, cellular component: membrane. Lineage: Eukaryota; Viridiplantae; Streptophyta; Magnoliopsida; Rosales; Rosaceae. Bases 272 to 2623 code for a protein of 783 amino acids.